Messenger RNA from Vigna umbellata (rice bean), 2418 nucleotides. NCBI's taxonomy places the organism in Eukaryota, Viridiplantae, Streptophyta, Magnoliopsida, Fabales, Fabaceae. The record is from RefSeq and is a predicted model, not a curated record.
UUGCAGCACAUACUUGCGUAGGCGAAUUUUGCACUGCAAAGUAACGGAACCAUCACAGUUCAAACGAGGCAGUUGGUGUAGACCGUCGCUUUUAGGGUUGUCUUGCGUUGCUCUCUCACUUGAAACUGUUCCGUGAUGGAGAGCAACGAGAUUCUAGAGGAGCUUCUCAACAUCGAGGUCGAGAUUCAAGAUGUUCAAGAACAAAUAAGGGCGUUAAUUGAGAGACAAGAGAAUCUGUACGAGAGAAAAUCGGAGCUGAGUGCUAUUUUAGAGGCGUGUAAGGAAUCUGGAAACGAGGCCAGUAAUGUGGCUUCAAGCGCCGUGGAAGAUUGGAGUGGGACAUUUGAAUGGGAUUCUGAAGCAGAUGAUGUUAGGUUGAAUGUUUUUGGCAUUUCAUCUUACCGUGCAAAUCAAAGAGAGAUAAUUAACGCCAUUAUGAGUGGAAGAGACGUUCUGGUUAUUAUGGCUGCAGGUGGUGGCAAGAGUCUCUGCUACCAGCUUCCUGCUGUUCUUCGUGAAGGAAUUGCUCUAGUUGUCAGUCCUUUGCUUUCCUUAAUUCAAGAUCAGGUAAUGGGUUUGACUGCACUGGGCAUUCCUGCGUAUAUGUUGACUUCAACAAAUAAGGGAGAUGAGAAGUUCAUAUACAAGGCUUUGGAGAAGGGAGAGGGGGACCUCAAAGUAUUGUACGUCACCCCAGAAAAGAUAUCAAAAAGCAAGAGGUUUAUGUCAAAACUUGAAAAAUGUCAUCAUGCCGGUCGUCUCUCUCUAAUUUCAAUUGAUGAAGCACAUUGCUGUAGUCAGUGGGGCCACGACUUUCGACCUGACUACAAGAGCCUCGGUAUUCUCAAGACACAGUUUCCUAAUGUUCCUAUGGUGGCUUUGACUGCAACUGCUACUCAGAGGGUCCAAAACGAUCUGACAGAGAUGUUGCAUAUUCCUAGAUGUGUCAAAUUUGUCAGCACAGUCAAUAGGCCAAAUUUGUUUUAUAUGGUAAAGGAAAAGUCAUCAGUUGGGAAGGUAGUCAUUGAUGAAAUUGCACAGUUCAUUCAAGAAUCUUAUCCGAAUAAUGAAUCAGGGAUUGUUUAUUGCUUCUCUAGGAAGGAAUGUGAACAGGUUGCGAAGGAGUUGAGGGAGAGAAGAAUUUCAGCUGAUUAUUAUCAUGCAGAUAUGGAUGUAAAUGCUCGGGAAAAAGUUCACAUGCGGUGGAGCAAUAACAAGCUGCAGGUCAUAGUUGGCACAGUAGCUUUUGGUAUGGGAAUCAAUAAACCAGAUGUCAGGUUUGUCAUCCAUCAUAGCUUGAGUAAAUCAAUGGAAACAUACUACCAGGAAAGUGGACGAGCUGGCCGAGAUGGACUUCCUUCAGAAUGCCUACUGUACUUUAGGCCUGGUGAUGUUCCACGGCAGAGUUCAAUGGUCUUCUAUGAAAAUACGGGGCUGCAGAAUCUCUAUGACAUAGUACGAUAUUGUCAGUCCAAAAGACAAUGUCGACGAAGUGCCUUUUUCCGGCAUUUUGCUGAGCCACUUCAAGAGUGCAAUGGGCUGUGUGACAUCUGUGCAUUAUCAAGAGAGGUGAAAGAAGUGGAUGUCUCUGAUCUUGCAAAACUGAUGGUUUCAUUCAUGCAAAAUAUGCAAGCAAAUGAUCAGAGGUCAACAAUGUUGCAAUUAGUUGAUAAAAUGAAAAUAAAACAGAAGGAACUAGGUUCUGAAUUGAAGCGAGAGGAAAUUGAGCAGCUCAUCUUACACCUUUUAUUGGGGCGGUUUUUGGUAAUUCGUUGUUCCUUCAUCACUGAAAGUUAUAAACUUGCACUUAAAAUUAGCUAUGCAUAUUGUAGACAAGGCAAGACAACCUCAUUACAUUUAGGAGUAAAAAUGGAAGAGCAAACACUAUGUAGAAUAUUAACAUAUAUGAUGACUCUGAUUGAGUUUUGUGAUUUAUCUUUUCAUCUACUUUUGAGGCUAAAAUGUAUGAUAUAUAUCAACGUCCUUUUGUUUCGCUAAAAUGUUUGAUCGUUGUCCUCGUCCAUUUGUUAGUUUGUUGUUCUGUUACGGUACCAACAGAACCGAGCUGUGGAAGUCGUUGUGGGUGAUAAACUUAUUGUCUAUACGAGACAAAAUCAAUCCCACUUUCUUUGCAACAUUUGAAAAGCACCUGUCUUAACUUUCUGUUCUGCAGUGAAACUGCACAUAUUUUUCCAUGAUUCGCGCUAAACAGCUAGAGUAAUCUUCAUUUCAAUUAGUUCCUUAGAUAAAGUGCGAUUUAUUUGAAGAAUGGAUUUAUCUCAGUCCUCAAACACUCAACUGUGACCCGGAUGAAUCCAUUCAAGUCAAAGACAAUUAAAAAUUCUUUAGAAUUGCCUCAGUGAACAAAGAGUUUUUGCUUUUCGUUAACAUCUACAGACAUGGAACCAGUUUCGCAAU